Coffea eugenioides is the source of this 1974-nucleotide messenger RNA. Its product is annotated as RING-H2 finger protein ATL13-like. Lineage: Eukaryota; Viridiplantae; Streptophyta; Magnoliopsida; Gentianales; Rubiaceae. The record is from RefSeq and is a predicted model, not a curated record. Bases 238 to 1782 code for a protein of 514 amino acids. The transcript has a single exon.
UCCCCAUCUCUAAAUUUGACUUUGCAGAUCCUUUUCCAGUUAAAUUUACUGGGAAGUUCCUGAAAGUCUAUUUCAGGAGGCCUUCUUAUAUCACACUACACUUCUUCAAACACGUCUUUGCUUGUAAGGUUUGAACACUUAGCCGAGUUUCUUCAUUUAGCUUAAGUUUGGAAUCACUUUUCUGUCAGAUGGAAUUAUAGUGUAUCACAUGAUUCAAGUUUUAAAGUUCCAAUCUUGAUGCUUUUUCACCCAAAUUUCUCUGUGAAAAUGAAUAGAAUUCUCCUGGAUAUGAAGGGAAAGAGGUUCAGUCCUCCACCAGAGCAGCUAUAUUAUGUUCUUGAGCCACCUCCAUCACCAUCGCCACCGCCACCACCAUCUUCUCUUUCUAGUGUCCAUAACGGUGGUUUCAAUUUGAACAACAAGGUAAGCCCAAGCAUACUGCUGAUCAUAAUAAUUCUUGCCAUUAUCUUCUUUGUUUCUGGCUUGCUUCAUCUCCUAGUUAGAUAUCUCCUGAGACCUCCAACGAGGGAUCCUGAUGAAAUGGACAAUGUAACUGCCCUUCAAGGCCAGUUGCAGCAACUUUUCCACCUUCACGAUGCUGGUGUUGAUCAGUCCUUUAUUGAUACUCUCCCUAUAUUCAACUACAAAGCCAUUAUAGGUGUGAAAAGUCCCUUUGAUUGUGCUGUUUGUUUAUCUGAAUUUGAAGCUGAAGAUAAGCUCCGAUUGCUACCAAAAUGUAGCCACGCUUUCCACAUGGAGUGCAUAGACACUUGGUUGUUGUCUCACUCCACUUGCCCUCUUUGUAGAGCUAGUCUGAUUCCCGAUUUCUCAUCCAACCGCCAUUGUUCUCCUAUAGUCCUGGUUCUUGAAUCUGGAAGUGAGAGUUCCAGAGAGAUUGUACCAGAUUUAGGCACUACUAAUUCAGUUGCCAGAGUGAGUUCACACUUGAGUUCCCGUUGUGAGGAUGAAUUCAGGCUGCCUAAUUCAGGGACUCUGCAGAAAUCUUGUGAAAUUCAAGCUAGAGAGGAUGAUAAUCAGCAGGUUCUAGUGGGUUCAGGGGAAAAGGUUGUUCCCGUGAAGCUUGGGAAGUUUAGGAAUGUAGACGGAGGUGGAGAAGGUAGUAGCACUAAUAAUGCUGAUGCAAGAAGGUGCUUUUCCAUGGGAUCUUUUGCUUACGUAAUGGAUGAGAACUCAUCCUUGCAAGUUCCAAUUAUGACUCCAGCAAAGAAACAAUCUAGCAAGAAACCGGCUUUGCCGUUGACGCCAGGUCACAGGCCUGCAAUGUCUGAAUGUGGUUGUGAUUCAAGAAGAGAAUUCAUUGGUUUUGAAGCAUUUAGGAAUGCUGAAAUGCAAGAUACUGGUAAUGCUAAUUCUGCUAGUUUGUGCAAUAAUGGAAUUCCUAACAAGGCUGUGGGGAGUAGCAGAGGAGAGAGCUUUUCAUUUUCGAAAAUUUGGCUAAGGGGGAAAAAGGACAAGGGGAAUUCAGCCCCAGAACAAUCAUCAAGAAGGGCAUUUUCAUUCAGAUUCCCAGGGCAGGGCAAUGUGAUUAAUGAAGAGGGUUUGAAGCCUAAUAAGAAUGGUGGUAGGAGGACUAUUUCAGAGAUUGAUAUUGGUAGGUGGGAAAAUGGUGGGAGUGACGUCGUUGGUGAUAUUGAAACUCAGAGCUGCAAUAGUUUGGAUUCUAUGUCUGUAAAUCCACCUUCUUUUGCAAGAAGAACUCUUCUAUGGCUAAUGGGGAGGCAAAACAAGGUGGUUCAUACACCAUUUUCUGGCAAUCUUUAGGUAGUGCAAUUUUUUUGGUUUUUCCAUUUGGAAUGUUUCCUAGAUUUAGUCUCUCUUUGAAGGGAGAGCAUGACAAAACGAGAAAAUAGAGAACGAGAAGCCUAAAGAAAGGGAAAAGUGAAAGAAUUUUUCCAUUGUACAUGGCUGCCAUUUGCAUUUUACCAGAAAAUAUUUGAAGCAGUUGAUUGAUCA